AUGUUAUUAAACUGGAAUCUCUCUGGGUGUAUGAUUUUCAAGAAUAUUACCAAUUACUACCCACUUCAGAGACAAUACGAAGAAGAGCAUCCUUACAGUCCGAUUCCGGUGCUUCUAAACGACGUCUUCUUCGCCGUUCACGCUUUGAUUGCGUGUGUUUUUACUGCGGCUCAGUGCUUUUUCUACGAGCGUGGAAAUCAACGGGUUUCAUUUACUUGCCUCGCCAUCUCGGCCACCAUGAUCAUGGCAGCUUUUGGCGGUGGCGUUAUCACCAGCCUCGGCGUCAUCAAUAUGCUGUAUUUUGUCACAGGCUUAUCCUACAUUAAGAUGAUCGUUACUCUUCUCAAAUACAUCCCUCAGGCGAUGCAGAACUUCCGUCGAAAGAGCACCACUGGUUGGUCAAUCGGAAACGUGCUCCUCGACUUUACUGGGGGGUGUCUCGACAUCUUACAGAUGUGCUUACAGUGCUGGAAUGUAUCCGACUGGUCAGCGUUCUACGGAAACCCUGUGAAGUUCGGCUUGGGUCUCGUCUCUACGUUGUUCGACAUCCUAUUCAUGACGCAGCACUAUGUAUUGUAUCGAAACAAUGAGCAAUUACUAGCAUUUGAAAAGUCGAACCAACUCACGAUGGGCAAUAGUGAAACAGACAAAUUCAGGGACGCUGAGGAAGAUAACGGUGGGCGAAAUAGCAGUAGCAAAAGUAGUCAUAGGUAG
Molecule: messenger RNA, 714 nt
Organism: Angiostrongylus costaricensis
Lineage: Eukaryota; Metazoa; Nematoda; Chromadorea; Rhabditida; Metastrongylidae
Source: the annotation of a GenBank genome assembly